CGAGCCCCUGCCAUGUCACUCUCUCGCCAUUCAGACAUAAUCCUCUCUUCGGCCAUCCUACCAUAGUCGCUCCUUAUUCUUCUUUUCAUGUCAUCCUGUGGGCUCUGACACCUACAUCCCAUCUUCCGCUCAUUCCAGUUGCUGUUUAUUGUUGUCUGCCUUCUAUCCCACGUUCUUUAGCUACUCGUCUCUUUUCUCCCCCCAUUGGUACAUACAUAUCUGCCUCCUUCUGUAUAUGGAUCAUCGCUAUUUUCUGCUUUAUCUUCGUUCGACUCAUCCCAUUGCUUCAGGGUGUUAAUAAUAAUCAUAAUCUCAGUAAUAUCGGUUGGUGUGGGAAACAGAGUGUCCAGGCUUGCUGUUGGCCUCCUGAGCAAUGAGGACUUCCUCAAUGUUUAGACAUGCUGCGGCUGGCUUCUCGACCGUCCCCUGGAUCUGGCCCCUUCUACCGGUAGCGAACGCACUUUCAUUCACCUCUGUCUCGCAACCCGAUCUCGACCUCUCCUCGCUAGGACGAGUUACGAUCGUCGGAAACUUCGAUACCGCGUCGCUCUAUUCGUAUACAGAACAAUCCGGGGCGUAUACUGUCAACAAUGGUUCUCAAUCGCUUUUGACUCCUCUUCCGAAUGGAUAUAUCGCGGAUAUCUCUGCUGCAGAUUCGCGUAUUGUCACGCUAUGCUCUUUGGCAGGAGACAACGGAACGAACCCUGACAUCUUUGUUGGUGGAAGCUUUACAAGUCUAGGUGGCGUUGAGUCUCGGGGCAUUGCGCAAUUCAAUCCGAAUUCUGGAAAGGUGACCGCGAUACCGGGGCUUAAUGGUUCCGUGUCGGUUCUGUUGUGCGACCAGGAUACAAACAGUGUCUACGUCGGUGGUGACUUCAAGCAAGGCAGUUCCUCAAAUGCGAUUGUAUGGAAUGCGGAUCAGGGCUGGUCAAAUCUGCCAUUUGACGGUUUCAAUGGGCCAGUAGCCUCGAUUUUGAAGGAAACUAGCAGCCAUAUUAUUUUCGGAGGUUCUUUUGAUGGCCUGGGUAAUUCCACUUCGUCACGAGAGAAGAGCCAACAGAUUAUAAACCUUCAGAAUGCCACCAUCUCUUCUGACGCGAAUUCGGCGUUGAGUGGCUACCAGGACCCUCAUAACAUCAUAUGCCAAACUACAGGCGAGGAUGGUCCGGGAAAGACGUGGCUUCUCAACGACUACUCUCCCGGAUAUUGGCGAGCGGAAACACGAUUUGGCUUCCGGCCAACAAAGCUCCGUUUGUACAAUACUCACUUGGAUGGGAGGGGCACCAAGUCAUUUCUGCUCAGAGCACUGCCAGAUAAUGGAAUUAUGAACCUUACCUAUUCGGACCCCAGCUCCGGCAAAGACGUUUUUUGCGAUGCCAUAUGCCCUCUUUCCGACAACUCGAGCGAAAUCUAUCGCGACUUCAAAUUUGUCAAUAAUAUCGGAAUGGGUGGUAUUCAAAUUGAGAUAUCAGACUGGUACGGAACUGGCGCCGGCCUUGAUGGAAUAGAACUUUUUGAAGACGAAAUUAUGACAUACGCAAUCAACGGCUUCAACGAACCGGCCUGUGCUGGUAUCGACUAUCGCUCUGCAGCCACUCAGCAGGGCUCGUGGACCGUGACCACAGUUCCGCAGGGCCAGUCUGAUUACCUGACUGCUCAAGUCACUGACUCCAAUGCGGCUAGUACUUCUGUCACUUUCGAACCUAACAUCAAACAGUCGGGUAACUACUCGGUCAUUCUAUAUACACCUGGCUGCAUUCAGGAUGGAACCUGCAAUAUGCGUGGCAUCGUCAAUGUGACAGGGACAUUCUCCAACUCCGAAUCUGCGAAACCUAUCCAGGCCGAUAUCUAUCAAACUAACUACUACGACAAAUAUGAUACAAUAUACACUGGCCACGUCGAUGCCAGUAGCAGCUCCUUUCGCCCCCGCGUGACCUUGAAAAGAUUAGCCGGACAGGGAGACAUUUCUAUCGUCGCUUCUGUGGUUAGGUUUGACUUCAUAUCUGCAACAGGCGGCCUGAAUGGCUUGUACGAUUACAAUCCUUCUGCCGUGGACAAUAACAGCAGCGAUUUUAUUCGGUCACCGGUUGACAGGGCAGGGACUCAACUUCGUGCCGGGGCCUCGAUACUAAAAUUAGUGCAGAAUGAUGGCGUUUUAUACGCUGGUGGAAACUUCUCGGGUUCAAAUAUCCAUAAUAUAAUGUCCUUCAGCGGCGGAAAUGCCACAGCGUUGCCUCAAGGGGGCUUGAAUUCUGAAGUGAAUUCAAUGUUGGUCUCUGACAAUCUUCUGUAUGUCGGAGGAAGCUUUACUGAUACGGCCGACGGUGGGAACGACGAUAUGAAACACAUCGCAGCCUAUUCCUUUACUUCUAGAUCCUGGUCGCCACUGGGAGGAGGUGUCAAUGGUCCUGUCAAUUCAAUCCUUUCAUUCCCUUUGAACGUCUCGUCAGAGAUCAAUGAGACUACCAUUGCAGUGAGCGGUGAUUUCGAUCAGAUUCUUGCCUUUGGUAAUAAUACUUUCGCUUCUGUCUCGGGGUUUGCCAUCUGGGUCCCAUCACAAAAGAAUUGGUUACAGAAUCUGAAUGUCAGUCAGUCAGGAUUUGUCGGGCAGUUGACCGCGAUGCUCAGUAUGAAUGAUACGAAUAUCCUGGCCGGUAAUCUUAGCUCGGAUGGCCUGGUUAGCAAUGGUGCUGUGUCUCUACUCUACUCGAAUGGUCUGAGCUUGAGCCCAUUUUCGACAGGGUCUGAUAAAAUCAAGGAAGGAGGUGAAAUAUUUACUGGUAUUGUUGACGAAAGCUCUGGAUGCAAUUCAACUAUCCUUGGCGGUCACUUCACUGCAUCAGCUCUUAAUGGGUCCACUGUCGAGAACCUUCUUAUACUCAACGGGAAAGACGCCUCUGCUACUGGACUGGGGACGGAAGUCAACAGCAAUUCUACCUUUUUGGCUCUUGCAGUGGCGAACAACACCCUCUUUGCCGGUGGAGUUGUCACAGGUUCCGUGGGCGAGUCAGCGUUGAAUGGAUUUGUUCUGUACGAUCUUAGCAGUGGCCAGCUUGUUGAAAACCAGCCUCCUUCUUUUCACGGUGACAAUGUUUAUGUCAACUCCAUUGCUGUUCGUCCAGGCUCCACAGAAGUUUAUUUUGGUGGUAGCUUCGAUGCCGCCGGAGCUCUCCCAUGUCCUGGUGUUUGCUUCUAUGACAUGUCUUCAGGGCAAUGGAACGGACCUGGUGUGGAGCUAACUGGUACAGUCUUGUCGCUCGAGUGGGCAAGCAAUAAGGAGUUGGUCGCCGUUGGUAACCUUACUGUUUCGAACAACCAAACGGCCGUGGCGACUUACAACACAAAGUCUCAAACUUGGUCCUCUUUUGAUGGUGCCUCGUCAGCUAAUAUUCCGGGUACCGUGACUGCAUUUACACCUGCGAGAGAAGAUGUGUCAAAUUUCUGGCUUGCAGGCCAGUCCUCUAAUGGCUCAAGCUUCCUCGUUAACUAUGAUGGGUUCAGGUUCCAGUCUCCCGGUAAUCUUUUCGAAGAUGGGACAACCAUCCGUGGUCUGGAAGUUCUCACCACUUCGAAAAGCCAUGGCAGUACACCUUUCCUUGACGACAACCUUGUUCUGCUUGUAGCUGGUCAGCUGGUUAUACCAAAUUUUGGUAAUGCCUCUGCUGCUCUGUUCAAUGGCUCAACCCUCUCUCCUUUCAUCCUUACGGCGUCUUCCAAUGGGGAGCCAGGCAGCAUAGCUCGGGUGAUCACAGAGCAGAAAAACACAUACCACGAGGGCAAACAUCACCACUCAAAUGGUAUCGUUGUUUUGGUAUCUUUCUGUCUCGCCCUUGGCUGCGUCUUCCUCAUCGUCGUUGCCGGAGUUAUCUUGAACAAGAUCCAGCGUCGUCGCCAAGGCUACAUGCGUGCCCCACAAAGUUAUGGAACAGAUCGACGUCCCUCGGCCAUGAAUCGCCUACCCCCAGAGUAUCUUUUCAAUUCUUUACAGCAAGCCCACCCAGGUGCUCCGGCCUUAUGA
Messenger RNA from Monascus purpureus, 4018 nucleotides. The record is from the annotation of a GenBank genome assembly. NCBI's taxonomy places the organism in Eukaryota, Fungi, Ascomycota, Eurotiomycetes, Eurotiales, Aspergillaceae.